AUGGAAGGUCUGCCUCACGGCUCGGCGCAUGCGAUAAACACGACAGUGGCUUCUUACCCCUCUUCGACAGCAGCAUCACCGCACCUGCCCCCGCAGCAGCAGCAGCAGCAGCCGCAGCAGCAGCCUCCCCACACGCUGCCACCGCUCCAACCAAGCCACCCUGUUAUGCAACAGGGCCCCUACGGGAGCUACCCGCACACUCCUAGAACCCCGGCAACGCCCAACACCCCGAGCUCCACGAGCACCAUGGCAAGCUACCCACCCCCGCCUGCUCAGAACGCGGGUCGCGGCAACACAUAUCCGAUCAUGAGCAACAACACCUACCCGCAGCAGCCGUAUCCCGGCGCUUCGUCGAGUAUGAUGCCGCCUACUACGACGGCCGCCUCGCACCCCCAGCCCAUCGCUCCCGCCCCUCCUACGGCCGGCGGCCGGGCUGCACCGGUUCUCCGACCCAUGCCUGCUGGUGGUGUCAUGCCUCAGCCGGGAAUGAGUUCUCCUUACGGCCAAAGCCCGCUGAUGGCUCAGGCUCCCAUGAUGGCCGAAGGCGACCCCCCCACUCAUGUCGUUGGCUCGCAGGGCCGUAGGGGAAUCCUGCCCAGCGCCCCCGGCCGACCCCCCGCGCCUGCUCCUGGAUCGGCUCAAGCAAAGAACCAAGUUCCCCAGAAGGAUGCCGACGGAAAGUUUCCCUGCCCUCAUUGCACCAAGACUUACCUGCAUGCGAAGCACCUGAAGCGUCACCUCCUGAGACACUCUGGCGACCGUCCGUACAUGUGCGUUCUGUGCCACGACACCUUUUCGCGCAGCGACAUUCUCAAGCGUCACUUCAUCAAGUGCUCUGUCCGCCGCGGCAAUCCGACCGGCGCCAGUCACUUGUCGCACCCCCAAGCGCACGUCAAGAAGAAUGCUGCCGCCCAGCAAAAGGCUAUGGGCACAGAAGGCGACGUGAAUCAUAUGAACGGUAUGGGAAACAUGCCUGCCGACGGAAUGGUUCAUCCGUUUGGCAUCAUUCCCGCUUCUGAUGGCAUGAGCAAUGUGGCCAACGAUCAAAGCCAGCUCUCGAGGUCUAGUAGCAUCAACAGAGCAGCCGACGACGCGAACCGCGAUAGGAGAAGCAUGACCGCAUCCGUCAUGGCCACGUCUACGCGUCCCAGCAGCUUUGAUCAGCCGUACAACGGCGGCGAAGUCGCGAACAACAUGACGGCCAACAUCAACCCGCAGCUGGCGAAUUACAGCAUGCCCCAGAACCAGAACGGCAUGCCCAUGUUUGGAGGGUCAGGCUCGACGGAUUGGUCGCAGAUGUUCCAGGCUGGUGCGCAAUCCACCUACGUCAAUACGAUCCCAUCUAAUACCGGACAGGGACAGAUGCAGACCGUAAUCAAACCCGAGCCUAGCCAAAGCUCCACGCGAGCGGUUGGCAUUCCUGGCGACAAUCCCGCCGACUCAUUCCUCUUCCCCUCGUGGGGGGUCCCGUCGUCAUACCCGAGCCCUUACCAUCAACUUUCGACCCGAAUCCUCGAUUUCUUGCGCUCCCCGUUCGCUGCCACCGACGCCGCCUCCAGCUUCCUCGAUUUUUACUUUCAUGCUGACAAUAUUCGCGUCUUCCUUGAGAACUACACUCACUUCCAUGCUCACUUGUCGAUCCUCCACAUCCCCACGUUCCGCGCCAUGGAGACGCACGUCGGACUUCUGGCAGCCAUGUGCUGCGUGGGCGCGUGCUAUUCGGAGCUAAUCCCUGCGGCUAACAUUCGCGAGGUCGUCGACUCCUUGAAAGCGGCGCUCGAAGGCUCGUCUCGCAUGUUUGCGUCGCUCAUGCAAGGUGGCUCAGAGGCAGUAUAUGACUUUGCCAGUUUUGGAAGCAACAAGACGGAUCUCGAGGAGCUGCAGGCAAUCAUGCUUACCCAGGUUUUGUUUACGUGGCAUGGCACCCCGGUGCAGCGCGAAAAGGCUCGCAAAACCUUCCCCCUGAUCGCCUCGUCCGCCCGCAAGGCUGGUUUACUUCGCCUUUCAACCAACGGUUCACUGUACAGCAUGGCUCAUCAGCCCCAUUUCUCACCCGCGAACUUCCCCAUCUCCCAGUUCAGCUGGCAUGCCUGGGUAGAACAGGAGAAGCGCAUCCGCACCAUGUACAUGAUCUUUGUCUACGAUAUCGCUCUCGGCUUGUACUUCAACACGGGUCCGGAGUUUGACCCUUUUGAAGUUCGUCUCCCGUUACCAGCGGACGAUGCAGCCUGGGAUGCCAAUGAUAUCAACGAAUGCGCCGAAGCACUGGGCCUCCGUGGGCCGGAUGCCGCCAGGAUCCGCAAUCCUGAUGGCACACGGCGGAGUAAUCAGCCAGAGAUGCACUUGGUGUUGAAGGCUCUUCUUGACAGCAACUACCGUAUUCAGCCCGGGUCUACGAAUCUCUUUGGCAAGUUCAUACUGAUCCACGCGCUUCUUGGCAUAAUGAGACGGGCCCAGGUGGAAGGGGGCUCGGCGAUUCUGAAUCGUUCGAGCACACCCGUCCCAGCUCACGCCUGGUUUGUUGGGGCCCAAGGCAGUCCCGGCGCCAGCGGGCGGGCAACCCCGCUGGAUCUCGGGGCCAAUCUUCUUGAUGCGCAGACGGCCAAGGCGCUUAUGACUGCGCUCGACAAGUUCAAGAGCAACUGGGAUCAUGACAUGGCCACUCAGUUCCCGCCGUCUCCGGCCGUCAACCCCCGGCGCUAUGGGUUUACUAGGGAUGGGAUCCAUUUUUACUGGCUGGCGACGUAUCUUCUCAAGAGCACACGAACAACGGACCUGCAGAUGGCGCCCGACCAGCGGUUUGGCUAUAUCAUUCAUCUGCUGAAGUCGGUCAAGCAGUGGGUCUUGACAGAUGGGGCUUCCCGUGGAGAGGAAUUGGGAUCUGUCGGUGACAUCGAUGCGGCGUACGGAGCAAAGGACGUGACGCUCGACAUGACACAGCUUUUUCGACCACUCCCGAGGGCGAGGAAGUCGCCAGGCUUUGCUGCUGUUCAGACGGCGAGCAUGCAGAGCCAACAAUAA
Parathielavia appendiculata is the source of this 3021-nucleotide messenger RNA. RefSeq lists its product as uncharacterized. Gene Ontology annotation, cellular component: chromatin. Gene Ontology annotation, biological process: regulation of transcription by RNA polymerase II; DNA-templated transcription. Bases 1 to 3021 code for a protein of 1006 amino acids. NCBI's taxonomy places the organism in Eukaryota, Fungi, Ascomycota, Sordariomycetes, Sordariales, Chaetomiaceae. Gene Ontology annotation, molecular function: DNA-binding transcription factor activity, RNA polymerase II-specific; zinc ion binding; RNA polymerase II cis-regulatory region sequence-specific DNA binding. The transcript is spliced from 2 exons. The record is from RefSeq and is a predicted model, not a curated record.